CUUGGCAUAAUCCAACUAACUUCAGUAUUUCUGUCUAAAAUUAUUAGAUCUCUAGCUCCAUGGCCACCCACACUUUUUUCUCUCUUACCAUCUUCAUCCUAAUAUUCUUGAUUUCUGCCAACGGUAGGUCGUUGCAGAAGAGUGAAAUCGUCAAUCUCUCGCAUUUUACAUCAACCGCCAAUGCCAAAAUCAAAGCAGUUUCCCGCGCAACUAGUAGCUCUUACACCACUAAUUACAACGAUGUAUUGGGGUUGGGUGUAUUAGUCUCACAAUUUCCAUCACUGCUAGAAACCACUCUGGAUCCUUGCGUUUCUCCCAUUUGGGAUUGGAUUGAAUGCAAUUCUGAUCCCACACCACGUGUAAUUGCUCUGAAUCUCAAUAACAGAAUGCUAUAUGGCCAGCUAUAUGACUUCAGUUCUAUGGAUGCUCUUCAGAGAAUUGACAUGUCUCAAAACUUUAUUUUUGGAAACAUCCCCUCCUUCCUUGGCACACUUCCAGAUCUUCAAGAACUGAACUUGGCAAGCAAUUAUUUCGAAGGAGCAGUACCGGACUCAGUAGCAUGCAACAAGAACUUGAACUUAACUCUUGUUGGUAAUAACUUCUUGACAUCUACUGCGUGUUCGAAGUCCAACAAAUCUCCAUCUUCAUCAGCAAACAGCGGAGGCGGGUUCCAAGUUCCGUCAGGCUCAAGAAAAACAAAAAAGAAGAGUAAUCUGGGUGCAAUAUUGGGCGGCACGAUUGCAGCAUUCGUAGUUUUAUGGGCUGCUGUUGGAGGUUAUGCUAUGUAUCGUCACAAAGCCAAUGCAGCAGCUGCUGUUGCGGAUGCCAACAAAGAUGUGCCCAUGGAAGAGUUGCCCAAGAAUGCUCAUCCAAGUGAAAUCAACCCAACAUAUUCAUAAACCCCUUCUUUUUAUUUCAUUUCCUUUUUUCAGUUAAGAAAUCAACAACUUUUCCUUUUGAUCUAAUUUUGUGUUUAACCGGUAUUCUUUCUAUUUAAAUUUCUAUUUCUUGUA
Molecule: messenger RNA, 1013 nt
Organism: Salvia hispanica
Lineage: Eukaryota; Viridiplantae; Streptophyta; Magnoliopsida; Lamiales; Lamiaceae
Molecular function (GO): protein binding
Source: RefSeq, a predicted model, not a curated record